AUGAUCAGCAACCAACUGCUAUCCUUAACUGGCCUACGCCUUCUCAGCUGUUCGUGUAAGGUAACUUCGGGAGCUAGGAUGCUUUCAAGCAAUUCCUCUUGCGCCAAACCGCCACGACCUUUCACAGCAGUGGUCAGAGAGCAGCUAUCAUGCCUCAAUGCCUGUUUCUACUUUAAAAAAGGCGAGAUAAAGAUUUUGCCGAGUCCAACCUCAUUCUAUGAUACUUUGAAGGAUAAAAUCUCUACGGCAAAGAAUAGGAUUUUUUUGGCUUCACUCUAUAUUGGGACAUCACAGGAGGAGCUCAUAGCUUGCGUGUCGAGGGCGCUCGAUAAGAACGAGAAUUUGCGAGUUUACUUUCUUGUCGACGGACUGCGAGGUACGAGAGAAGCUCCUAACGCCUGCUCUGCCUCUCUUCUGUCGAAGUUGGUAAGAAAGCAUCAAGAGAGAGUUGACAUCCGCUUGUAUCGAACGCCCGAACUCACCAAAAUUAAAGAAGCGCUCGUACCUAAGCGGUUCAACGAAGGCAUCGGAUUACAGCAUAUGAAAAUAUACGGCAUAGAUGAUGAGGUCAUACUAUCUGGGGCUAACCUUUCUAGCGACUACUUCACAAAUCGGCAAGAUAGAUAUUACUUGUUUAAAUCCAAGCGCUUUUCGGAUUAUUACUUUGAUCUUCAUAGGCUCAUUAGUAGCAUGAGCUACCAGGUGCACUAUUCUGAGUCAAUUCAAAAAUUUAAGAUGGUAUGGCCCAAAAACAACCUAACGGUAGAACCCAACUUCGAUAGAGCUCAAUUUCUCGGAACCUGUUCCAAAGCAUUGCGCAACUUUCUUGCUGGUGCCCCAAAUCCCGAGCCUCUGCUUUCAAUCUCUGAUACAGAUGAAUACCAAACUGCCGUUUACCCGAUAUCCCAGUUUACACCGAUCUUCAAAAAAGGAAUGGAUUAUUCAACAGAAAAGCCCACUAUACUCAAAAUUCUUUCCUGCAUCACUGAUAAAUCAGUACAUUGGACGUUUACCGCUGGGUAUUUUAACAUGUUACCAGAGAUCAAAAAACUUUUACUUCUUUCUCCCUCUGAAAUGGGCAACGUAAUAACUGCUUCCCCACAAGCAAACGGAUUUUACCAAUCUAAGGGUGUUUCAAGGCAUUUGCCAGGGGCGUAUCUACAUCUGUCCUACAAAUUUCUCCAAGACGUCAAGGCUAGCGGAAAAGAUUCACAGAUUUCGCUUAAGGAAUGGCAGAAGGGUGUCGUCAAUACCCCAAACGGCUGGUCCUACCACGCUAAAGGUAUUUGGUUAACCGAAAAUGACACAUCGGACCUUAGACCAGCAGUGACAGUUAUUGGCUCCUCAAAUUAUACCCGAAGAGCAUACUCUGUUGACUUAGAGUCGAAUGUAGUAAUAGUGACGAAAGACUCUAAGUUAAAGGAUGACAUGCAGGCAGAAGUUGAUCGCCUCACCGCCAAUACAAAAGUAAUUACAACCCAAAACUUUGAAGAUGAGCUUGAUCGUCGGGUCGGUUUGGGUGUUCGUGUGGCAACCCAAAUAAUAGGAAAGCGACUUUGA
Lachancea sp. 'fantastica' is the source of this 1560-nucleotide messenger RNA. Lineage: Eukaryota; Fungi; Ascomycota; Saccharomycetes; Saccharomycetales; Saccharomycetaceae. The record is from the annotation of a GenBank genome assembly.